AUGGGGUCAUGCUGCCCCCUGCUGGCCACACUGCAAAAUGCAGCCCAGGGUCGGCCUGGAGGCUACAGGUGUCCCUCUUCCCCCAAGCCUGCAGCUGGGCUGGAGGGAAAAGGGGGCACCAGGGAACAGCCCGGGCUCGUGGAGGAGUUCAUGCUCUUGACCAACAUGGCAGUGGCCCACAAGAUCCACCGCGCCUUCCCCGAGCAGGCCCUGCUGCGCCGGCACCCCCCGCCCCAGACAAGGAUGCUCAGUGACCUGGUGGAAUUCUGCGACCAGAUGGGGCUGCCCGUGGACUUCAGCUCCGCAGGAGCCCUCAAUAAAAGCCUGACCCAAACAUUUGGAGAUGACAAGUACUCACUGGCCCGGAAGGAGGUGCUCACCAAUAUGUGCUCCCGGCCCAUGCAGGCUAUAGGGAGCGACUGACUAGACAUGGCGCCCGACACUCUGCAGAAGCAGGCAGACCACUGCAACGAUGGCCGCAUGGCGCCCAAGCGCGUGCAGGAACUCAGCACUGGUCUCUUCUUUGCCAUUCUGGUCAAG
Pongo pygmaeus (Bornean orangutan) is the source of this 540-nucleotide messenger RNA. RefSeq names its product DIS3-like exonuclease 2. Gene Ontology annotation, molecular function: 3'-5'-RNA exonuclease activity; RNA binding. The record is from RefSeq and is a predicted model, not a curated record. Gene Ontology annotation, cellular component: P-body. NCBI's taxonomy places the organism in Eukaryota, Metazoa, Chordata, Mammalia, Primates, Hominidae. The transcript is spliced from 4 exons. Bases 1 to 423 code for a protein of 140 amino acids. Gene Ontology annotation, biological process: miRNA catabolic process; mRNA catabolic process.